Molecule: messenger RNA, 1916 nt
Organism: Octodon degus (degu)
Lineage: Eukaryota; Metazoa; Chordata; Mammalia; Rodentia; Octodontidae
Gene: Slc3a2
Product: solute carrier family 3 member 2
Exons: 10
Coding region: 168-1820 (550 amino acids)
Biological process (GO): carbohydrate metabolic process; amino acid transport
Source: RefSeq, a predicted model, not a curated record
ACUCGAGGCAGGAAAAGACGCGCGUGCUCUCUGUCCAAAGCCUGCGGCUCGGAGUCGCGCAUGCGUCCCUCGUCCCCUCACGACGUAGUGAGUCGUGCGGGCGUGGGGACUGCAGUGUCGCUGUGCCGGCACCCCGCUGGAGUCUUAAGUCCGCGAGCCCCGUCGCCAUGGACCCAGCGGAGCCCGAGCUCCGGGCCGAUGCCCAGGGCCCGCGGCCACCUCCGAGCGCGCUCUCCGAGCCUGACGCUCACGGCCACAGCGCGAGUGGCGACUCAGGCACCAUGAGCCGCGACACCGAAGUGGACAUGAAGGAGGUGGAGCUCAGCGAGCUGGACCCCGAGAAGCAGCCGAUGGCAACGGGCGGCGAGAAGAACGGGCUGGUGAAGGCGAAGGUGGCGGGCGGCGCGGAGCCCGCGGCGGGCGCCAAGUUCACGGGGCUGAGCAAGGAGGAGCUGCUGGCGGCCGCGGGGGGCCGCGGCUGGGCGCGCGCGCGCACCGCGCUGCUGCUGCUCUUCUGGCUGGGCUGGCUCGGCAUGCUGGCCGGCGCCGUGGCCAUCAUCGUGCGCGCGCCACGCUGCCGCCCGCUGCCCGCGCAGGCCUGGUGGCACCGCGGCCCGCUCUACCGCGUGGGCGAUGUGCGUGCCUUCGCGGGCGGCCUGUCGGAGCUGCGGGGGCGCCUGGAUUACUUGAGCACCCUGAAGGUGAAGGGCCUAGUGCUUGGGCCCAUUCACAAGAACCUGGAGGGUGAUUUGGCCGGGACAGACCUACAGCUGAUCGACCCCGUGCUUGGUUCCCGGGAGGACUUUGACAGCCUCCUCCGGGCGGCCCAGAAGAAGAGCAUCCGUGUUGUCCUGGACCUCACUCCCAACUAUCGGGGCCAGAACUCCUGGUUCCUCCCAGAGCAGGCGAAUGCGACCACCGCGAAGGUGAAGGAAGCACUGAGCUUUUGGCUAAAGGCUGGAGUGGACGGAUUCCAGGUCCAGGACGUUGAGGACCUGAUGGAUGCAUCAUCCUUUCUGGCCGAGUGGGAGAAUAUCACCAGGAGCUCCAGUAAAGACAGGCUCUUGAUCGCGGGCACCAACUCCUCCGACCUGCAGCAGCUCCUGAGCCUCCUGGAGUCCACACAGGAUAUGCUGCUGACCAGCUCCUACCUGUUGAACCCCAACUCCACUGGGGAGCAUAUGAGGUUCCUGGUCACCCAGUAUCUAAACAGCACAGCUGGCCGCUGGUGCAGCUGGAGUGUGUCACAGGCUGGUCUCGUGACGUCCUUCGUGCCCGCUCAGCUCCUCCGGCUCUACCAGCUGCUGCUCUUCACCCUGCCUGGCACCCCUGUGUUCAGCUAUGGUGAUGAAAUCGGGCUGCAGGCUGUCACUCUUCCUGGACAGCCGGCUAAGGCUCCAGUCAUGCCUUGGGAUGAAUCCAACCUCUCUGACACCUCUGGAUCUGUGGGCACCAAUGUGACAAUGAAGGAUCCGUCCUCCCUCCUUUCUCUGUUUCGGAGACUCAGUGACCAGCGGGAGAAGGAGCGCUCGCUGCUGCACGGUGACUUCCAUGCACUGUCCUCACCACCUGGUGUCUUCUCCUAUGUGCGUCACUGGGACCAGAACGAGCGGUUCCUGGUGGUGCUCAACUUUGGGGAUGCAAAGCUGCCAGCCAUGCUCGGGGCCUCGGCCCUGCCUGCCCGCGCCAGCCUGCCUGCACAGGCCAACCUGCUGCUCAGCACCCAGUCGGGCCGAGUGGAGGGCACCAGCCUGGAUCUGGGAACCCUGAAGCUGGGGCCCCACGAGGGGCUGCUGCUGAGCUUUCCCUAUGAGGCCUGAAUUACCCCCCCACCUUUGAGAUCCUGUUUCUCCCUCAUUUAAUGUCUGCAGACUAUAGAUGAACCCCAUCCAAAUAAAAGCCACCCUACCUGGUGA